Messenger RNA from Anopheles coustani, 2892 nucleotides. RefSeq names its product glutamate [NMDA] receptor subunit 1 (gene Nmdar1). The record is from RefSeq and is a predicted model, not a curated record. Gene Ontology annotation, molecular function: NMDA glutamate receptor activity. NCBI's taxonomy places the organism in Eukaryota, Metazoa, Arthropoda, Insecta, Diptera, Culicidae. The transcript is spliced from 12 exons. Gene Ontology annotation, biological process: chemical synaptic transmission; monoatomic ion transport; ionotropic glutamate receptor signaling pathway. Gene Ontology annotation, cellular component: NMDA selective glutamate receptor complex; plasma membrane; synapse. Bases 1 to 2892 code for a protein of 963 amino acids.
AUGAAGUUAACACGAAUGCUGACCCUCGCCUGUAUGCUGCUGAGCCUGAUGAUUCCACAGGUCCUGCUGGCCCAGAAACCAACUGGCGCGGAAAGCCCUUCGUACUACAACAUCGGUGGUGUGCUGAGCAAUAACGAAAGUGAAUCUCACUUUGGCACGGUUAUAGCGCACCUCAACUUCGACCAACAGUACGUCCCGCGCGGUACUACCUACUACGAUAAGACGAUUCGGAUCGAUAAAAAUCCCAUCAAAACGGCGCUCAAUGUUUGUAAACACUUGAUCUCCCGGAGGGUUUAUGCGGUGGUCGUCUCGCACGAACCGACGGGUGAUCUGUCCCCGGCUGCCGUCAGCUACACGAGCGGGUUCUAUCAGAUUCCGGUCAUUGGCAUUUCUUCCCGUGAGGCCGCAUUCUCGGACAAGAACAUUCACGUGUCGUUCCUCCGCACGGUGCCACCGUACUACCAUCAGGCGGACGUGUGGCUGGAAAUUUUGAGCGACUUCGGGUACACCAAGGUCAUAAUCAUCCACAGCUCCGAUACGGAUGGUCGUGCUGUCCUAGGUCGCUUCCAGACAACCUCCCAGACGAACUACGACGAUAUCGAUGUGCGGGCGACGGUUGAAUCGAUCGUGGAGUUCGAGCCGAAACUGGACAGCUUCAGCUCGUACCUAAUGGACAUGAAAACGGCACAAUCGCGCGUUUACCUUCUCUACGCUAGCCAAGAGGACGCAUACGUUAUUUUCCGCGAUGCAGCCAUUCACAAUAUGACCGAGUAUGGGCACAUCUGGAUCGUCACCGAGCAGGCACUGAGCGCGAACAACACUCCGAUCGGAAUAAUCGGUUUGAAGCUAAACAACGCUGAAAAUGAAACGGAUCACAUAAAGGAUGCAAUUUAUAUUCUCGCAUCGGCCAUCAAAGAGAUGACGGUGAACGAAACGAUCACCGAGGCUCCAAAGGACUGCGACGACUCGGGAGCUAUCUGGGAGUCGGGGAAACGGCUGUUCGGUUAUCUGAAAACGAGAAACAUCCGUGGUGAAACGGGCCAGGUGGCGUUCGAUGAUAAUGGCGAUCGCAUGUACGCCGAGUACGAUGUCAUCAAUGUCCACGAGAAUCAUUCGUUUGUCAAAGUCGGCAGUUUCCACUACGAUUCGGAGAAGCGGAAGAUGCGCCUGAAGAUAAACGAUAGCAGUAUCACUUGGCCGGGAAAUACGGGUAAGAAACCGGAAGGUAUUAUGAUACCGACGCAUCUGAAGGUGCUGACGAUCGAGGAGAAGCCCUUCGUCUACGCACGCAAGCUGCUCGACGAUGAGAUCGACUGUGCGGACGAUGAGGUGGUUUGUCCACAUUUCAACAUCACCAACGGGAAUGAGCAAGAGUACUGCUGCAAGGGAUACUGCAUCGAUCUACUGAAGGCGCUGGCGCAGCGAAUCAAUUUCACGUACGACCUAGCCCUCUCCCCUGACGGUCAGUUUGGUCACUAUCAGCUGAAGAACCACACGACCGGUAUCGGCACGACGGUGAAAAAGGAGUGGAACGGAUUGAUUGGCGAGCUGGUCGCGGAACGGGCCGACCUGAUCGUGGCUCCCCUAACGAUCAAUCCGGAGCGGGCCGAGUUUAUCGAGUUUUCGAAACCCUUCAAAUACCAGGGCAUCACGAUCCUGGAGAAGAAACCGUCCCGCUCCAGUACGCUCGUGUCUUUCCUGCAGCCGUUCAGCAAUACGCUCUGGAUACUGGUGAUGGUGUCGGUGCACGUGGUCGCGCUGGUCCUUUACCUGCUGGAUCGGUUUUCUCCCUUCGGACGUUUCAAACUGUCCAGUAACGACGGAACGGAAGAGGACGCACUUAAUCUCAGCUCGGCAAUAUGGUUCGCGUGGGGUGUGCUGCUGAACAGUGGCAUCGGUGAGGGUACGCCAAGGAGCUUCUCAGCACGUGUUCUAGGAAUGGUAUGGGCUGGUUUUGCCAUGAUCAUCGUUGCCUCAUACACUGCCAACUUGGCCGCCUUCCUUGUGUUGGAACGGCCUAAAACCAAACUGACCGGUAUCAACGAUGCCCGGUUGCGAAAUACGAUGGAGAAUUUGACCUGCGCCACAGUGAAGGGCUCUUCGGUCGAUAUGUACUUCCGUCGGCAGGUCGAGCUGUCGAACAUGUACCGGACGAUGGAGGCCAACAACUAUGACACCGCCGAGCAAGCGAUUCAGGAUGUGAAGGAUGGUAAACUGAUGGCAUUUAUUUGGGACUCUUCGAGGCUGGAAUAUGAAGCUUCCAAAGACUGUGAGCUCGUUACGGCGGGUGAGCUUUUCGGACGCAGCGGGUAUGGAAUCGGGUUGCAAAAGGCAUCACCAUGGACCGAUGCUGUCACUCUGGCGAUACUGGAUUUUCACGAAAGCGGGUUCAUGGAGUCCUUGGAUAAGGAGUGGAUUUUCCAUGGGAACGUACAGCAAUGCGAACAGUUUGAGAAAACACCCAAUACGCUUGGACUGAAGAAUAUGGCCGGAGUGUUCAUACUGGUCGGGGCGGGUAUCGUGGGCGGAAUUGGAUUGAUCAUUAUAGAGGUGGUGUACAAAAAGCAUCAGAUAAAGAAGCAGAAAAAGAUGGAAAUUGCGCGCCACGCUGCCGACAAAUGGCGUGGUACUAUAGAGAAACGGAAAACUUUACGCGCUUCCUUGGCAAUGCAACGGCAGUACAACGUUGGCUUGAAUUCGGUUUCCAAAUCGGUUAGCCAGAACUGUGAGAAAACUCGCUAUCCACUGCUAACGCCGCUGCCCCGCACGCCGGAACGGGCCUGGCCAAAGGAUCAGGAGUAUAUCGUUAACAGGAAAAACAAUAACACUAACAAACCGCCACCGCGUUACAUGCCCACGUACGCCACCGAUGUGUCCCAUUUGAUAGUCUAA